Molecule: messenger RNA, 1265 nt
Organism: Vigna umbellata (rice bean)
Lineage: Eukaryota; Viridiplantae; Streptophyta; Magnoliopsida; Fabales; Fabaceae
Product: zinc transporter ZTP29-like
Biological process (GO): zinc ion transmembrane transport
Cellular component (GO): membrane
Molecular function (GO): zinc ion transmembrane transporter activity
Source: RefSeq, a predicted model, not a curated record
AGGAAGAAAGAAUUGGGAUAUUUUGAAGGGAGAGAUAAAAAGUACUUUUCGUGGACCAAUUACGCAAUUCAUCUCUUUCUUAAUUUAUUUGAGUUGCAGUUCCUUCCACUAUUGGCAAUCAUGAAUGUAUAAAUACUGCUCUCCCUCCAUUUCAAAUUUAUCUUCCUUAUUUACUAUUACUGUCAUCUUCAUGGAUUCUCAAGUCUUGCUCGGCGUUGCACUUUCAUCUGUCGGUGGUUUCAGCACUUCCAUCGGUGCACUUUUCGUAAUCCUUAGUAAAGCUCCAAGUUUGAAGGUGCUUGGACUGUUACAGGGUUUUGCUGCUGGUUUGAUGCUGAGUAUAUCAUUCUUUGAUCUCACUCAUAAUGCCUUGAACUCACUCGGCUUCCUUAGAGGCAACCUUUGGUUCUUUGCUGGUGUCAUAUUCUUUGCUGUUGUUGCCAAAUUUAUACCAGAACCGACACCUGCUCCUCCCUUUUCAAAUGAUAAGAGUACCAAGAAAUCUGGGAAUGAAGGAAACAAUGGCAUUAUGAAAAGGCGUCGCCGUCAAGUUUUACUCAGUGGUGUUAUCACAGCCAUAGGUAUAAGUCUACAUAAUUUUCCAGAAGGAAUGGCAGUGUACCUUGGAUCCAUGAAGGGAGUUCGUGUUGGUCUUAACCUUGCCCUGGCCAUUGCACUGCACAACAUCCCUGAGGGUGUUGCUGUUGCACUUCCCGUCUAUUUUGCGACAGAAAGUAAAUGGGAGGCAUUCAAAUUGGCAUCACUUUCCGGCUUUGCUGAGCCACUGGGCGUUAUAAUUGUAGCCUGUUUAUUCCCUACCAGCCUAAAUCCUGAGAUUCUUGAAGGUAUUCUUGGAUCAGUUGGUGGAAUUAUGGCUUUUCUAACCCUUCACGAAAUGAUACCACUAGCUUUUGAGUAUGCGGGACAAAAACAAUCUGUUAAGGCCGUCUUUUGUGGGAUGGCUUUCAUGUCUGCAAGCUUGUAUUUUCUACGUAUGAGUUUACCAGAGGACAUGUAACUGGGAACAAUCUCUUUCUUUUCUGAAUGAGAUGCAUUUCAGACUAUCAUUAUGGGCUGUCUUCUUGCUGCUGUAAUCAGGAAGAUGCCUUCAGAGACGAACUCCAAAAUUUCCAGUAACAUUAAUGUACAGCAGGAAGAUAUAGCAGUUGAACAUGAAGCAGGUAGGAGCCAUUCAUCUGUAAUGAUGGUUCCCCUCAAUACAUAUGUACAAACAAAAGCAACUUGCAAUUAAUGUUCUUCUGUUA